AUGGAGCCUGAACCUGUAAGGAAACGAUUCAAACAGCUCACAAAUGAAGAGAUACAGCAACUGGUUGAGGCCAAGGAUUCCGAAAAUACAAGGAGAGCGACUAAAAAUGCCGUUGCUACUUUUCUAGCAUUCUGUAAUGAAGUUACGCCUGAAGAACCCGUGAAAAACACAGAGUCCCUGGAGAAAAUGUCGAAGAACGAACUGAAUGAACUUCUAACGAAUUUCUGGCCGAAUGCCCGGAAAAAGAAUGGAGACAAUUACAAAAAGACUGCCUUGAUGGGACUACGAUUUGGUCUGCAAAGGCACUUUCUACUGAAAAGAGAUUUUGACAUCAUUAAUGACGGCGAGUUUUCCAAAUCAAAUCAAGUUUAUGAGGCGGCAGUUGUCGAGUUAAAGCGGCAAGGAUUUGGCAGUGUUGAUCACCACAGGCCGAUAUCAAAGGAAGAUCUAGAAAAAAUUCAGUCUUGCUACAAUCCAUCCUCUCCAGAUCCUAAAUCCCUCCAGCAAGUGGUUUGGUUUAAUCUCAUGUUCCACCUAAUUAGCCGCGGGAGAGAAAAUCUCCGUCUUCUCACAAAACAGACGUUUACCGUACAGGCUGAUGCAACUGGUAAGAAGUACGUAUAUCAAGAACUUGAUGAACUGGACAAAAAUCACAGGGGAAAGGAUCAACCAGAUGAUUCUCCAGGUGAAGGUCGUAUGUAUGAAAGACCGAAUAGUCCGUACUGUACAGUAAAUAAAUUUUGA
Messenger RNA from Porites evermanni, 744 nucleotides. NCBI's taxonomy places the organism in Eukaryota, Metazoa, Cnidaria, Anthozoa, Scleractinia, Poritidae. The record is from the annotation of a GenBank genome assembly.